Photinus pyralis (common eastern firefly) is the source of this 2081-nucleotide messenger RNA. Its product is annotated as collagen alpha-1(XXV) chain-like. The record is from RefSeq and is a predicted model, not a curated record. The coding region runs from base 35 to 1990 and encodes 651 amino acids. Lineage: Eukaryota; Metazoa; Arthropoda; Insecta; Coleoptera; Lampyridae. The transcript is spliced from 13 exons.
GUGAAGGGAAUUUCAGCUUUAGUUGCGUCUUAUAAUGGCAUCCAGUGAAACAAACAGUUCGAUCAUCCAAAAUAAAGUGGUUUUGAUUCUAUUUGCAGUGCUAUUUAUUUGUUUAGUAGAAGUAAUUGUUGGUUUUUACGUGUACAAACUCAUAAAGCUCGAUAUACGACAAGAAUGUUUAAAGCAAAAGAGUAACGGGGUUUCCAAAGAGGAAAUUAAAGCUUUACUCGUCGAGGAAGGAUAUUUAAAGGAUAUUUGUUAUGGAGUAGCUUGCAACCAAAAAUGGCACCCCGCCGGUCGACAUACACGCGCUGCUGGCAUAAUACCAAAAGGACCACCAGGUCCCCCAGGUCCUAGGGGACCACCUGGUCCAAAAGGAUCAGCGGGCCCAACAGGUCCAAAAGGACCAACAGGUGCUCCAGGAAGUACCGGGAUCAAAGGUGAACGCGGAGUCAAUGGUGCGAUGGGCCCCAAAGGUGAGAAAGGAGCUAUCGGAAACAGUGGUAAAGUCGGUGAAAAAGGAUAUGAGGGCCCGCCGGGAGCACGUGGAGAAUCGGGAGAAACCGGUUCUCCUGGUCAAAAAGGUGAACGUGGCGCUCCGGGUGCAAAUGGGAGGGAUGGCUUGACGGGAAUUAAAGGAGAACCAGGUCUUCCAGGCUCUCCAGGAAAAGAAAGCCCCCCUGGUGCUCCAGGUAAACCAGGAUUUGAUGGAAAAGAGGGAAAAGUUGGAUCUCCAGGGCAAAAAGGUGAACAAGGGAACAAUGGAUUGGAUGGAAUACCCGGACCAAAGGGAGAUACUGGCUACCCUGGUAUAAGAGGACCACCUGGGUUGUGCGGAGAGCAAGGUAAACGUGGCGAAAUUGGCCUACCCGGUGAAAAAGGCGACAAAGGUACAUUAGGGGCGGGAGGACAGAAAGGUGAAAAAGGCGAGCUGGGCUAUCCAGGAGUUCAAGGUUCAAAAGGUGAUAAAGGCAGCCAAGGUCCUAUCGGUCAGCCUGGAUUACACGGUAGAGGUGGGCUUCCAGGAGUUCAAGGUGAAAAGGGUAGCAUUGGUCCUCAAGGUCCCCCCGGUUUACAGGGAAAGGACGGCCUAUUGGGACCAAGAGGAUUACCAGGUCCAUGCAAUUCGUGCGAAAACAGUUACGCCGAAAGGAUCACAAUCCAAACAUUAAGAACAGAAAAAUCUACGGCGUUUAAAACAAACGCAACAGAAUGUUCCUCGUUUAUAAUUGGCGAAAGGCAAGUAUUGGGAAAUGUGGACGACCAAUACGCUGCAUUUAUGCUAGAUUCUAGACCUAUAAGCGAAGAGGAAGCGUUCAAAUUUUGGUCAACUGGAAGAGACGACCUCAGAUUGAACGAGUUUGAUAAUAUACAACUAUUCAUAAAAAAUGAACCGUCAAAGGUGUACGAUCUGGACGUGGCUUUUGAAGGAAAUGCGCAUGUAAUUUACCGUGGCUUCUUCUUCUACAAAAUGAAAGGAAGCAAACCAAAGAUAGUUAAAUACGAUUUGAAAAAUGAAAAGACCCAAACUCUUAUAAUUCCCGAUCUUCCGAAACUAGGACGUUUAUAUUUACGCAAUUUUAACUCUUUUGAUUUCAGUGUAGAUAAAAAUGGACUCUGGGUCAUUUAUUCAAUUUGGGAAAGCGGACAUAUCGCUAUUGCCAAAAUUAAUCACGAAACCUUGACCAUCGAAGGCAUGUGGGAAAUUAGUCUACAACAUAACGGACUAGUUGACGUGUUUGUUAUAUCUGGAAAAAUGUACACUUUAGAGUUUACUCCAACACAUACCUUAAAAAUACAUUUGGCAAUCGAUUUGCGUUCGAAUAUAACCACCAAAGUGAAUGUGAAUGGAAUGCAUCAGACGGGUGGAAUCAGCAUGGUAACUUUCGAUUACAGAACCAAAGCACUCUUACUAGUUGAUGAUGGAAUAAGAGUGAGUUACCCUAUAUACUGUGAAGAUGAGGAAAUUCUCUCAGUAAACAGUUAUUAAAUCGUCUUUGUUGAAUAAUUUAGAUACUUAUAAGAUGUAGUGAUCAGAGGGAGAACACUUUAUUGUUUAAAAUAUAACUUUCUCUAAAACA